UGUUCCUUGGAGCUCAGCUGAUCAGCCGCAGGAGGAAGGCCGGUUCUUCCAGGGAGCGGAUUGGACGCCCCUGUGCCCCUUUACUCUGGAGUAGGCCCAGCUGAGCUCUGUGGGAGUGGAUCCAAAGGAAGCUCCUGAUUUCGCAGCCCUCUGGGUGUCUACUCGGAAGUAAGUCCCAUGGAUUUCCCUGGGGGUUACUCCCAGAAUUGACAUCCCAUCUUCGGAAAGAUCGCCUGGGGCUUUCGCAGCUCUGUACUGACUCCAAAAUGGAUAUCGGAGGUGGUGGCUGUGGCCGGAUCUCAUAUGAUGACUAUCCCGUGGUGUUUCUGCCUCCCUACGAGAGCCCUCCCACCUGGAUCCCUCCUCAUGAGAGAAUUUACCAUUCGGAUUAUAACAAUGAGCUGACCCAAUUCCUGCCUCGUACCAUUGUGUUGAAAAAACCUCCAGGGGCACAGCUGGGCUUUAAUAUUCGAGGAGGAAAAGCAUCACAACUGGGGAUCUUCAUCUCUAAGGUGAUCCCGGAUUCAGAUGCCCAUCGAGCCGGAUUGCAGGAAGGAGACCAAGUUCUGGCAGUUAAUGACGUCGACUUCCAGGAUAUCGAGCACAGCAAGGCUGUGGAGAUCUUGAAAACUGCUCGGGAGAUCAUUAUGAGAGUCCGAUUCUUCCCAUAUAACUACCAGAGGCAGAAGGAGCGAACGGUUCACUAGAAAUCCCUUCCCAGCUGGCAGCCUUCUCUUUGCAGAGAGUUCACCACCCUCCAGCCAGAUUCUUCUUUCCGUGUUUACUCCCGCUCCAGAGCCUUUUCCUUCGGCAAAUGCCUGCUUGGGGGUGCCGAGGGGGUGUCAUUUGUGACGCAGAAACCUCCCCUUUUUGGCUGGAUUCCAUAGAUCCAAGUACCUCCUGAGAAGGAUGUCUUUAAAGUUUUCUUCCGCUUUGUGCUGUGAAGCAAGAAGCAGUAGGAGCCGGAUGCAGGGCUUCAGCCGGUUCCCUGGUCCCAGGAAAAAUGGAUGUCGGUUUGCAGAUAAAGCUGUUACCUGGUUUCAUUCAUCCCCAGGCCCAGAAGGACAUUCUGUUCCAAUAAUUUGCUACCUUCAUAUCUCUCUGAAAGAGGAGGAACAGAAAGCAUCGGGUCCCAGAGGAGCAAACUGAAUGCUUCUAAGCUGGUCUCCUUUUUGAAUAAGAGACGGGGCUGCGGUGGUGAUUUGGGGCGUAAUCCACUGUAAAUAUCUGCACGAAAGCAUGCUGAAAUGAAGGGGAUUUAUUUCGUCAUUGUGCUAAAGCUGGUGCAAGGGCUGGGGCUUUGAUGUAUGUCUGCCUCUUCUAUAUGAAGGCUCAGGGGCUUAAGAACCUAUGUUGGUUUGCAUGCCAUGGGAUGUGGCUUUAGUAGGAUCAUUAAUAGUUCUCAUUAAAAUGCUGGAAGGAGUUUGCUUUAUACACAAAGCAAGCUCCUGGUUUUCAUGCACAA
Podarcis muralis (Common wall lizard) is the source of this 1465-nucleotide messenger RNA. It is a transcript of the gene PDZD11, whose product is annotated as PDZ domain containing 11. The record is from RefSeq and is a predicted model, not a curated record. NCBI's taxonomy places the organism in Eukaryota, Metazoa, Chordata, Lepidosauria, Squamata, Lacertidae. Gene Ontology annotation, molecular function: protein binding.